Molecule: messenger RNA, 1626 nt
Organism: Cokeromyces recurvatus
Lineage: Eukaryota; Fungi; Mucoromycota; Mucoromycetes; Mucorales; Mucoraceae
Product: mitogen-activated protein kinase HOG1
Exons: 10
Coding region: 274-1395 (373 amino acids)
Biological process (GO): osmosensory signaling pathway; protein phosphorylation; cellular response to oxidative stress
Cellular component (GO): nucleus; cytoplasm
Molecular function (GO): ATP binding; MAP kinase activity
Source: RefSeq, a predicted model, not a curated record
AUUUAUCAUUUUUUUUUCUUUUAGAAAAUUUCUUUUUUGAUUAAAUACAAGUAAGUAUAGCAUGGCUGAGUAUAAAGUAGAAAAGGGCAGGUUUUUAUUGAAGAAUAGAAUUAUGUUAUUGCUAUAGAAAAACAGAAAAAAAAAAUAUUAUUUAAUUAUUUAUAUAUAUCAUUUACUUAUACUUUUUUUUUAAUUAUUAUUAUUUCAUUUUAUUUCAUUUUAUAUUUUAUUUGUAUUCAAUAGAGAGUCUAUUAUUUAUAUAUUUAUACAACAAUGGCUGAAUUUGUUAAACUUUCGAUCUUUGGUACUAUAUUUGAAGUAACUACCAGAUAUGUUGAUUUACAACCUGUGGGCAUGGGUGCAUUUGGUCUGGUUUGUUCGGCUAAAGAUCAAUUAACCGGUAUGAAUGUUGCUAUUAAAAAGAUUAUGAAACCCUUUUCGGCCCCAGUAUUGGCAAAGAGAACAUAUCGUGAAUUGAAAUUACUAAAAGCAUUAAUGCAUGAAAAUAUCAUUAGUUUAAGUGAUAUCUUUAUUUCUCCUUUAGAAGACAUUUAUUUUGUUACAGAAUUACUUGGUACGGAUUUACAUAGAUUGCUUCAAUCUCGCCCUUUAGAAAAACAAUUUAUUCAAUAUUUCCUGUAUCAAAUUUUGAGAGGCUUAAAGUAUGUUCAUUCAGCCGGUGUUAUUCAUAGAGAUUUGAAACCUAGUAAUAUUCUUAUCAAUGAAAACUGUGACCUAAAGAUUUGUGAUUUCGGUCUUGCUCGUAUUCAAGAUCCCCAGAUGACAGGUUAUGUAUCGACUCGAUAUUAUCGUGCUCCUGAAAUUAUGUUAACAUGGCAGAAAUAUGACGUCGCUGUGGAUAUCUGGAGUGCAGGUUGUAUAUUUGCAGAAAUGCUUGAAGGAAAGCCUCUUUUCCCUGGCAAAGAUCACGUUCAUCAAUUUUCAAUUAUUACUGAACUUCUUGGAACCCCACCUGAUGAUGUAAUUGCUACUAUUUGCAGUGAAAAUACACUUCGUUUUGUUAAAAAUCUUCCUAAACGUCAGCCUAUCCCAUUCAGUCAACGCUUUGCUGGUCAAGAUCCUCAAGCAAUUGAUUUACUAGAAAAGAUGUUAACCUUUGAUCCUCGUAAGCGUAUCACGGCCGAAGAAGCAUUGUCUCAUCCUUAUUUAGCCCCUUAUCAUGAUCCUACAGAUGAACCAGUGGCACCAGAGAAGUUUGAUUGGUCCUUUAAUGAAGCUGAUUUACCUGUAGACACAUGGAAAGUAAUGAUGUAUUCUGAAAUUUUGGAUUUCCAUAAUGUCGAUAAUGCAGAUACAGCUAAUUAUCUUGGAACACCUAUUACAGGAGGCAUGUUUGAAAAUAAUCAGGGCUAUAUUCAAUCCCAACCACAGUAAACAGUAUUCCAACUACUCACUCUUACUUACUCUAUCCUAUCAAUUGAAAAGAGAGGAGAAGAAGAAGAAGAACAACAGCAUACUAUUCACAAAACUAUAUAAAUAUAUAUAUUUAUAAUCUUUUUAUAUUAUAAUAUUCUUCAAUUUUUUGUCCUUUAUCCCUCUUUUUUUUUAAAAAAAAACUUAACAAUAUAAUAUAUAAAGCACUAUUACUCUUUUUUUUUUCAUUUA